AUGCUUUUACCGGAAGGGUGCGACUACCUGCUUCAUUUAACUUUUUCAGAAUCUGUCAAUUCACUAGUAUCAAAUCGAGAACACAACAUCUUUGUUGCGUUGACAAAUACUUUUCUCUACUUUUACCUUGCGGAUACUCAUCUGUUAGCUUGUAUUUAUCAAAGAGAGGAUGAAGAUAUUUCAGAAAGAGGCUUUUUCAAAACAGCAUAUUGGAAACCAGACUCUACUGCGAUUGCUGUGACGACUUCAAAGAAUUUUGUUUGCAUAUUUAAUGUUGAAAUUUCACGUGAAUCAUCGUUCAAUUUACACGAUCCUGUCGGAGAAAAUACAGAUUUUACUCGUGAAUCGACUGAGCUCUUCAUGAAUAAAAGCAGGCCGCAUAUCAACGUAAAUCUAGCCGUUGUGGCAAGAUUGGAAUCUACACCAACGUGCAUUCUUACAUUCAAAGAGGAAUUGUUCGUUUGUUUAAAAGAUGGUUGGUUGCACAGACUAAGUUGGUCAGGAAAUAUUUUACAUGAACUUUCCUUCAAUAUUCGUUCUAUUCAACAUGAGCAAACUAGCCUCAAUAAAAAUCAACGUAAAGAUGUUGGUUAUUUUGUCUCCGACAUUUCUCCGUUUCUCGGUGGAAUCUGUAUUGUUUAUAGCGAUGGCAAGGCUGCGUUAGUUGUAUCUAGUAUUUCUGAAUUUCGUCCUGGAUCGAUAAGCAUUCUUUUUGCUGGAGGAUUAAAUGAUGCUUGUUGUUGCUCGACUAAUUUUAAAUUCCGUCUUCUCUAUUUUGGAUGUAAAAACGGUGAAAUCGCUGCGUAUUCAACGAACGAUGUAGAUGGUGGACUGAUUCAACUUUUCAGAAUAGGUUUAUCUAUCAAAGAUGGAACUGAGCUGUUAGAAAAGCUUUCUUCUAUUAGACAAAUAAAUUGCUUAAGUCCUUCUGGUGAUGCUUUUGCUGUUUUGUGGGAUUCUAAACAGAAAUUUGCCUCUAAUAACCACAAUGGCGAUCUUAUUAAUGGAGAUGCUGAACUAAUUUGUGCAAAAACUAAUAGUCAUCAUAUGUCUUGUCCACCAGUCUUGGCAAUCUUUAGUCCUUUUGGUGAACAAUGGUGGUGUUCUUUGGAAGAUAGUACAAUUGCAUUAGGUAAAAAUCGUCAAAGUAAUACAGCUUUUGAUAAUUAUGAAUAUACAUCUAUGGAUUGGUCGUUGGAAGGUUAUCAACUUUGGCUUGGAACAUCAAAUGGUAAUCUUCAUUUGAUCAAUAUUGUUAAAUCUAUACAGAACAUACAUGAUGCGAUGGUAUUUGUGGGCUCAGAUCGCAUUUUUGUCUGUCCAACAACUCAAAACGAGCAGAUUGCUAGCCACUUGAUAUGGCAGCUGAUAAAACCUCCUCAUGGCUAUAUCACUGCAAAUUGGCCGAUAAAACACGUCUCAGUCAGUAGACAUAUUGAUUUUGAUAAGAUACUGGCGAUUGGAGGAUCCCACGGAUUUUGUUUUUUCAAUUUUAGAACUAAAAAAUGGCGAAUGUUCAGAAAGGAAGCUGAGGAAAGAUCGUUAUUUCUUACUGGAGGGUUAGACAUUUUUGGUUCUUUCAUUCUUUGUGCAGCAUGUAACCUUGACACAAAGGACGAACUACUCUAUGUUUUCCGUAUAGAAGAUCAACUUGAUGUAGAUUUGGCUCAUUUUAUUUCUACUAAUAGAAUUCUCCAGAUGAAAAUAUGUAAUUCUUUUCUGUUGACUUUUGGAGUUGAUUCAAUGAUCAGCAUAUACUCACUUACAAUUUCGGACACGAAACAAUUACUAAUUGAGUGUAUUGCUGAAAUCAGAGUUGCUGAGUUUCUCCAUCAUCCAAAUUUUAGUUUUUGUUUAAAUAUAUUUUUAUUUCUUUUGUUUUUAGGUCUAAUAUCUAUGGAACUGGCAAAGCUUAACUUUCAUUCAGAUGCUUUGUCAUUUUGCAGUGAUCUUGAUUCAUUACUUAUAAAUGCAUCUGGGCAUUUGUUACUUUUGAGUCCUAUGGAAUCCGCUGUCCAACAGAUGAAAGGCCAACAUAAGGAAAUUUUCAAUGAAAACAUAUUAGAAUUUCAACUACACCCGCCGACAUUAGUGGCAUCAUAUGUAGAAGAAUUCUGGAUUGUGCAUCCUUUUAGUUGCUCAUCUUCUUUUUGUGAUGAGAAACACAAUUUUACAAUUCCUUAUUUAAGUGAAGCACUUUGGAUAAAUGCAGGGUGUAGAAAGUUCAGGUUGUGGUUGCCGCUUUCAAUUGAUUCUCAAGACAAAAACAUAUCAGCUGAUCUCAUUAAGCUGCCACAACUUCGACAAAAUUCCCGUGCCUUCAUAUCGCGUCGAAUUAUGAUUCCAUUCAGUCUGGAAAUUUAUCCAUUCUAUAUUGAUCAUAAUUAUCUGGCUUGUGGAGCGAAUGUAACUUCUUUGAGUUUUUCCAAUAUCACAAGCAAAGUUGCUUCUACUGAUGACAUUUCAACCACUUCAGAGCUUACGGAGUGUGAUUCACUUAGCGAUUUUGUUUCUUUAGCAAAGAGUGAUGAUGACGCUGUUCUUUCAGUGCGGAGCUUAACAAAAACAUAUGAAGUUUCUUUUAAUUUACGAAAUAUGUGUAAUGUAAAAUUCCAGGUUUUUAUUCACAAAUUAAUCAAACAACUUUUAAAGCGAAAUCUAGGAUCGUAUGCUUUUGAUCUAGCGUCUGCUUGUCGUUCCAUCUCUUAUUUUGGACAUAUACUUGAGCUUCUUUUACACGAUCUGUUGGACGAGGAAGCAUCGUCAUCGGAACCGAUACCAGAUCCACUCUUACCUAGGGUUGUUUCAUUCUUGCGUGAAUUUCCGGACGAAUAUCUAGCAACUAUUAUUCACUGUGCUCGCAAAACUGAGCUUGCUUUUUGGAAUCUUCUUUUCUUCGUGAGCAACCACCCUCGACAACUUUUCCAGAUGUGUCUCGAGGAAAGUCGUCUUGAGCUCGCUACGAGUUGUCUGGUCAUUUUACAUAGUUUGACGAGUAUUGAUGAAAGUUCUAAGCUCGCUUGUAAGCUGCUUGAAGAGGCUAAAAGAAAGCAAAGAUGGAAAGUCGCUCAGGACAUCAUCAGAUUUAUGCAGAACAUAAACCGAGCAACUGAAAAAGAUUCUGAUUUAGAGAAUGUACCAACAAGUCCAAUCCAAGGAAAACUAACAUCUUUUCAUCACCAACAUGUUACCCCUCCUUUCAAUUUGUCAAACGAUGAGCUGAGCUUCCCAUUGUUCAGUUCUCAAGUUGAAAUUGGUUUGUCCUUUAUAAAUCGCUUAUUUAUGCAAAUAUGUAGUUUCUUUAAAAUGAAUGGAUUAAUAAAAAUAAAUUUAGAACCUUCUUAUGUUCAGCAAAGAAGAAUAUCGGGAUCAGGAAAAUCGUCAGAUCCAUCAAGACAUGUAACUGCUUAUACUGGUGUACGUAGAUUGAACUGA
Meloidogyne enterolobii is the source of this 3435-nucleotide messenger RNA. The record is from the annotation of a GenBank genome assembly. NCBI's taxonomy places the organism in Eukaryota, Metazoa, Nematoda, Chromadorea, Rhabditida, Meloidogynidae.